AUGUCUAUGAGUGUGUUUUUCUUUGGCGGAUGUGUGAUGACACAGUUCCUCAACAAUCGGCCUUACCCCACUUACAGUUUGGAAAAUAUGCCUGAUACAGGAUUCACCUGCCGAGAUAAAAUAUUAGGUGGUUACUAUGCCGAUAGUGAAACGCAAUGUCAAAUGUUCCACGUGUGCGUCAAAGUCGCCGGCGUUGGGGUUCAAGAUUUCCGAUUUUUAUGUCCCAAUGGAACUGCUUUUGAUCAGGACGCUCAAAUUUGUGCUGACUGGGGUGAUGUCGACUGCGAAGCGACAACACUGUACUACAGCAGCGACAAUUUUGAUCUGUACCGAAUUUCGUCGGAUGUAGAAAGCAAGAGAGCACCAUUCGCCUACGAAGAAGAAGCGCCAUUCCAUCUUCAACGGGCUGAAACUGGCGAUCACCGACUUAGCAAACAACCAAAAGUGGAUCAAAAACGAGGAGACGCAAAUAGCGCCAAAGCAAAAUUAUUCAACCAAUACAACCCUAAUAUUGCGCGCAACCAAUAUCAGAAUCAAUACAGCACAGUUGCCGUCACCUCGCCGCCGCAACAGACGACGCAGAAACCGCGUUAUAUUCAGGACAAUUCACAAGACAUCUUCCGUGGAUCUCACAGUUCCAACUUCUUCAACAAUCGCAAUAAUGGCAAAGAAGUUGAAGAAGAUUACCGUGAGACACCCAAAGUUGAAAGCGAUCCAAAACCAUUCCAACGGUCAAACGUUAGAGUACGCACUAGGCCCGCGCAAAACCAGCCAGAAGAACAAAGUUCACAUGUUAUUGAGAAUGAAAAUCAACUGGUAAAGAAAAAGACCAUACAGCGCAAAAUAUUGCGUAAACCGGAAGAAAUUUCCACGUCGAGUCCGAGUACGGGAUACUCGAGCCAAGUUUAUACCUCAUCAACACCAUUACCGUAUUUUGAUAAAUAUCAAACUCUAAGCCGGAAAACAAACGCAGACAAUUAUACUCCGGCCACAACAAAGAAAUUCUCCACAUUGGUACCAAAAGAUGUAUACAGCCCGACGACUUUCAAACCGACCACUUAUAACAAGGUCUCGCAAAUAUACAGUUCGCAAAGCACACCUAAACCAUUUACAGCCCCAAGCACUUAUAAACCAAGCGACUUAACUGGCGCCGUACCGAAAAAGACCCCCGCCAGCUCUACUACUCUGAAACCACAGUAUACAAACGGUUUUGCUGCAUCCAGCUACCUCCCAACAACUGCUAAACCCACUACAGUCAAAAAUUAUAAGACUACGGAAUAUGCGUACUCAACAAAUAAACAACAAUCAACAGAUAAUCAAUACUACGUCAGCAACAAACAAUUUAAUAAUAAUCCAAAUCAAUUCAGCACAAAUCAAAGCCCUUCGGGAUUUAAAAGCUCCGUGAGCACGAAUCAAUACAAUUCGAGUCCGAACCAAUAUUAUAACAAUCAAUUCUCAACAUCUGCGCUUCCUCAAGGAUUCACCAGCAGACCUAAUCAAGCACAAACGACGGCAAACCAAUAUAAAUACUCGCCUGCAGCAAAAGAAAGCCAAUACGACGAUGGUCAGUACCGACCGGAGCAAUACGAAGAUGCUAAAGACAACUACUACCAAAACCGAAAAGAGGUAACAGAUAACAGGCAAUACUACGACAACAGCAAUAAUUACAAUAAGGUGCCAAGCAGAGCUACAAAUCAGUUCUCCCAAGACGACUUCUACCAAACGACACCUGUAUACAAUACCAGGAACAACUACGAAUCUUCGAGCGAAGAAUACAUCAGGCAAAAUGAUCAAGGUGAGUUUCUAAAAACAGCCCAUUCUCAGAACAUCGCCGCCAGUGGGAAUGAAUUGAAAAGAAAAAGCAAAACGACAACAAAAUCAGUUGAAACAAGUACGCCUGUUUCAAUUCACACCACGCAAAAAACAACAUAUGCUUACACCGCCAAAACCUCAGUAAGUCCUAAGGCAACCACAAGGAAAGAGGCAAUCGUCCAACCAGCAGUUGCUCCCGUGCAAAAACAAUCCGAGCCGAACAGUAACGCACCAAAGCCACAAAAAGACAACGCAAGCUACGACUACGCCUAUUACGAUAACUCAGAGCAUCCCGCCGAUCAGAGCGAUUACGAAAAUAUCGAAGAAUUCCGAAAAACAAACAAAAAACAGUAG
Ctenocephalides felis (cat flea) is the source of this 2166-nucleotide messenger RNA. RefSeq names its product homeobox protein 2-like. Gene Ontology annotation, cellular component: extracellular region. The transcript has 3 exons. The record is from RefSeq and is a predicted model, not a curated record. Gene Ontology annotation, molecular function: chitin binding. Lineage: Eukaryota; Metazoa; Arthropoda; Insecta; Siphonaptera; Pulicidae. The coding region runs from base 1 to 2166 and encodes 721 amino acids.